Molecule: messenger RNA, 210 nt
Organism: Kazachstania africana CBS 2517
Lineage: Eukaryota; Fungi; Ascomycota; Saccharomycetes; Saccharomycetales; Saccharomycetaceae
Gene: VMA9
Product: H(+)-transporting V0 sector ATPase subunit e
Exons: 3
Coding region: 1-210 (69 amino acids)
Biological process (GO): vacuolar acidification; proton transmembrane transport
Cellular component (GO): vacuolar proton-transporting V-type ATPase, V0 domain
Molecular function (GO): proton-transporting ATPase activity, rotational mechanism
Source: RefSeq, a predicted model, not a curated record
AUGAGCUUUUAUACGGUUGUUGGAGUGUUGUUGGUAGUCGUAAUUUCCUCCUGUAUAUUUUGGACGAUAGCACCAAAGGAGAAUCAAACUGUUUGGAGGAGUACUGUGAUCCUCUCCAUGGCCAUGAUGUACCUGAUGUGGGCCAUAACGUAUUUGUGCCAACUGCAUCCAUUAGUAUUUCCAAGACGUUCAGAUAUGAGAGCUGAAUAA